Messenger RNA from Drosophila kikkawai, 1014 nucleotides. Its product is annotated as trypsin-1. Gene Ontology annotation, molecular function: serine-type endopeptidase activity. The record is from RefSeq and is a predicted model, not a curated record. Lineage: Eukaryota; Metazoa; Arthropoda; Insecta; Diptera; Drosophilidae. Gene Ontology annotation, biological process: proteolysis.
AAAAAUGAAUUUAAAAUAUAUAUUAUUGUUGUGCACGUUGACGAUGAAUUAUUCCAGUCUCGUGUGCUUGGAAAAUUCAAAGGCCUUCAAUGAAUCUGCACUCGUGAACACCAUCCAUACGGGCCACAGCAAGAGAACCAGUAAAUUUCUAUUUGAUACCAUUUUUCGCAUCAGUUCGGGAGUAUCGAAUGCCUUCGGACUUUCGGAUACCGAAGACGAGGUUGAGUACACUGAGAAUUCCAGUCUCAAAAACUGUGAUUGCGAUUGCGGUUUUUCAAAUGAAGAAAACAGAAUUGUUGGUGGAAAACCCACCGGAGUGAACCAAUACCCCUGGAUGGCGCGAAUUGUUUACGAUGGAAAAUUUCACUGUGGCGGCUCAUUGUUGACCAAGGACUACGUUCUAUCGGCGGCUCAUUGCGUUAAAAAGCUGAGAAGAUCCAAAAUUCGAAUUAUAUUUGGAGAUCACGAUCAGGAAAUCACCUCGGAGUCUCAGGCCAUUCAGCGGGCAGUGACAGCCGUGAUAAAACACAAAAGUUUCGAUCCCGAUACCUACAAUAAUGAUAUUGCCUUGUUGAGACUUCGGAAGCCCAUUUCAUUUUCGAAAAUUAUAAAGCCAGUGUGUCUGCCUCGGUAUAACUAUGAUCCAGCAGGCCGCAUUGGAACCGUUGUGGGCUGGGGACGCACCUCCGAGGGCGGCGAGCUGCCCUCCAUUGUUAAUCAGGUGAAGGUGCCCAUCAUGUCCAUCACAGAAUGCAGAAAUCAAAAAUACAAAAGUACUCGAAUUACCUCAUCAAUGUUAUGCGCGGGCAGACCAAGCAUGGACUCAUGCCAGGGCGAUAGUGGCGGACCCCUGUUGUUAUCCAAUGGAGUUAAAUAUUUUAUCGUAGGAAUUGUUUCCUGGGGCGUUGGAUGCGGCCGCGAAGGAUAUCCGGGUGUUUACUCGCGAGUGAGCAAAUUUAUUCCCUGGAUAAAAUCUAAUUUAGAAAAUACCUGCCUGUGUUCUUAGUCAAAUGU